AUGGGAGCCCAUGCUCGCGGUCCCUCGACGUCGCAUUCGCGCGAGACGUCGCUUGAGCGGCCUAUGAAUCCCAUGUUUAUUGAUCCGGGUGAUACUCGUGAAGGAUGGGAUGGCGCGUCGAGUGAGUUGGAUGUGCUAGCGGAAGGGGUGACCUCGGCUACCUCGGCGCAGCAGCUCGCCGCGUCGACAGCGCUGGCCGCGGAAGCGGGCUGUCUAUCCACCGGUGUCGACCUUGUCAACUUGGGGCAGGACGACAAGGCGGUGGCGUUCAUCAACAUCACGCCGCCUAUGCCGGCCGAGUCAGCACCGCUCUUUGAGAGCUUGCAAAAGUGUCUGCGUAUGCGUGACAAGUACAUGAGCGAAAGCUUGCAAGGCGAUUUGUUUGCCAACCCCAAGAACUGGGACGCAGAGUACUGUACGGAGUGGGCGCAGGAGCACAAUGUCGAGCUGCCUACGCCGCCCAUGUGCAGCGAGCCUGGGUCCGUGCGGAUUGAUGGCUGUGCGUACGACGAGGAGCGGCAGCAGCCGAAACCAUGGCGCAUUUAUCCGCCGCCGCCACGUCCGCAUUGGGAGCAGUUUACGCCGGCGCCAGCCUCGUCGUUUGUGGCUCGACCGAGCUCGGGCGAUCCCAUUUCGCCUGCGUCCGUGGCGAAUGUGAUCGCGGCUCAGCAGCUGCUGGAAAGCUGCGGUGGGAAGCCCGGGAUUUUCCGGAUGAGCGACUUGUCUAUGCCGCCGCGGCAUGUUGUGCGGGGGCACGAGGUGCAUUAUGGCACCGUGGAUGGCGUCUUCCAAGUCUGGACCGAGAAUGGGGAGAACGAGACGACAGAAGACGACGCUUCGUCCCGGCAGUACCUAACGCACGUCACAUCCAGCCAGGAUUGGUACCAUGACUUGGAUCUGCUGCAUAGCAUCACAGUCGAUGGGCCAACGAAGACGUUUGCGUGGCGUCGUCUCAAGCUGCUGGAAGGCAAGUGGAACCUGUACAAGCUGCUGAACGAGUACCGCGAGUCGGAUAUGCUGAAGAAGGUAUCGCACCGUGACUUUUACAAUGUACGUAAAGUCGAUACCCACGUGCAUCACAGUGCGAGUAUGAACCAAAAGCACUUGCUGCGCUUUAUCAAGGCCAAGAUCAAGCGUCAUUCCGAUGAUGUCGUACUGCUGCAGGACGGCCAGCCGAUGACACUUCACGAAGUGUUCCAGUCGCUGGGCUUGACAGCGUACGAUCUGAGCAUUGAUACCCUGGAUAUGCAUGCACAUCAUGACUCGUUCCACCGCUUCGAUCGGUUCAAUUUGAAGUACAAUCCGAUUGGCGAUUCAAAGCUGCGCGACAUUUUCCUCAAGACGAACAACUAUAUCGGUGGGCGCUACUUGGCCGAGAUUACCAGGGAGGUCACGUCGGAUCUCGAGCAGAGCAAGUACCAGAUGUGCGAGUACCGUAUCUCGAUCUAUGGCCGCAGUCUCGAUGAAUGGGACAAGCUCGCGAGCUGGGUCGUGGAUCAUCAUCUGUUCAGCCCGAAUGUGCGUUGGCUGAUUCAAGUCCCGCGGCUGUACGAGGUGUACAAAGCGAACGGCAACAUUGACAACUUUGAAGACCUGCUCAACAAUGUGUUCCGCCCGUUGUUUGAGGUGACACACGACCCUUCGUCGCAUCCGAAGUUGCACAUUAUGCUGCAACGUGUGAUUGGGUUCGAUCUGGUCGACGACGAAAGCAAGCCGGAGCGCCGCUUCUUGCGGCAGUUCCCUCCUCCACGGCAGUGGAACUAUACACAGAGCCCGCCGUAUUCAUACUGGAUCUACUACAUGUAUGCCAACAUGACGACGCUCAAUCAGUGGCGCCGAGCGCGUAGCUUUAAUACGCUGGUUCUGCGGCCCCACGCAGGCGAGGCGGGCGAUCCUGAGCACUUGGCCUCGACGUACCUCUCUUCCCAAUCCAUUUCGCACGGCAUUCUCUUGCGCAAAGUGCCGGUCUUGCAGUACUUGUACUACCUGAAACAGAUCCCGCUGGCCAUGUCGCCUCUCAGCAACAAUGCGCUGUUCUUGGCGUACGAGCGGAAUCCGUUCCCAGAGUACUUCCGCAAGGGUCUCCUCGUGACCUUGUCGACGGACGAUCCGCUGCAAUUCCACCUGUCAAAAGAGCCGCUGCUUGAAGAGUACAGUAUCGCGACACAGAUCUACAAGCUCUCGUCUACGGAUAUGUGCGAAUUGGCGCGGAACAGUGUGCUGCAGUCCGGCUGGGAGAUGGAAAUCAAGCGGCACUGGCUGGGCCGCCGCUUCUUCGUGCCUGGCCCCGGUGGAAACGACGUGACCAAGACCAAUGUGCCCGAUCUGCGUUUGCAGUACCGCAACGAUACACUCAAGCAGGAGCUGUCGUUUGUAUGGCAGCGUCCCGCGACCGAAUUGUAG
This is a messenger RNA of Malassezia pachydermatis, 2403 nucleotides long. RefSeq names its product amp deaminase. The transcript has a single exon. The coding region runs from base 1 to 2403 and encodes 800 amino acids. Gene Ontology annotation, molecular function: AMP deaminase activity. Gene Ontology annotation, biological process: AMP metabolic process; IMP salvage. Gene Ontology annotation, cellular component: cytosol. Lineage: Eukaryota; Fungi; Basidiomycota; Malasseziomycetes; Malasseziales; Malasseziaceae. The record is from RefSeq and is a predicted model, not a curated record.